Messenger RNA from Opisthorchis viverrini, 687 nucleotides. RefSeq lists its product as hypothetical. The coding region runs from base 19 to 687 and encodes 222 amino acids. Gene Ontology annotation, biological process: protein folding in endoplasmic reticulum. The transcript is spliced from 4 exons. Lineage: Eukaryota; Metazoa; Platyhelminthes; Trematoda; Opisthorchiida; Opisthorchiidae. Gene Ontology annotation, cellular component: EMC complex; membrane. The record is from RefSeq and is a predicted model, not a curated record.
AGCCGACUCUUUCUUCGGAUGGCUGAGUUGUUUCUAGAUCCUGCCAUUCGAUCUUGGGUGUUCCUUCCUCUUGUCAUUAUCACAUUUCUGUUUGGCGUUAUCAGGCAUUACACCACGAUCUUGUUCGCCAGUGAAAAGAAACCUGAGCUAACGACUAUCGGCGAUAGAAUGCGGAAGUAUUUCUUCAAUGAUAAGGAGCAUGGUUAUUUGCGAACUCAGAAACGUGAAAAUGUCGCCGGUAACCCCAUGACAGAUCCAUCUAUGGCGUCGGAAAUAUUGAAAGGGAAUGCUCUAAACAUGAUUCCCAUGAUUGUCAUCGGCAGCUGGAUUAAUUGGGCAUUCUCCGGAUUUCUUACAACAAAAGUCCCUUUUCCGCUGACGUAUCGCUUCAAGCCAAUGCUGCAGCGUGGCUGUGAAUCGCUAACAUCUUUGGAUGCAUCUUGGGUUAGCUCGGCCUCCUGGUACUUCCUGAAUAUUUUCGGUUUACGGAGUAUGUACGGACUGGUGCUUGGUUCAGAUAAUUCGGCGGAACAACCCAUGUUCUUAGCUGAUCACGCACCGCCUGCUACUCAAGCUCCUCAGGAUAUGCAGAAAGCAUUCAAAGCGGAAUGGGAAGCCUUAGAAUUGGUGGACCACCAAUGGGCUCUGACGAACUGUGAAAUGUGUCUCAUAACUCAACCUCAUUGA